AUGAAUUCAGUGAAAUUACAAAAAACCCCACAGAAAGUAGAAGAAAAUGCAGCAGAGAGUUUCACAGAUUCAUCUUUGUUUGCUCAUUGGGGUCAAGAGCUCAGUCCAGAAAACAAACGGACAGCCCUUAAAAAGUUCCAGUAUUAUGGCUACAAUGCAUACCUCAGUGAAAGAUUAUCUCUGGAUAGGCCUUUGCCAGAUCUGAGACCAGAUGGGUGCAGAAAUAUCACAUAUCCAGCCAACCUUCCACAGCUCAGCAUAGUGUUUAUAUUUGUCAAUGAAGCCCCAUCUGUCAUUCUUCGAUCAAUUCACUCAGCAAUUAACAGAACCCCUGCUGACUUGUUAAAAGAGAUCAUUCUGGUGGAUGAUUGCAGUAACAAUGAAGAACUUAAAGAAAAGCUGAAGACUUCUGUUGAAGAAAUGAACAUUCAAAGGCCUGGAUUUAUUAAAAUAGUUCGCCAUGCUAAACAAGAAGGUUUGAUCCGUUCCCGUGUGAGUGGCUGGAGAGCUGCCACUGCCCCAGUAGUGGCCCUGUUUGAUGCUCAUGUAGAAUUCAAUGAGGGUUGGGCAGAGCCAGUGUUGGCAAGGAUAAAGGAAGACAGGACACGGAUUAUCUCUCCAUCAUUUGAUAAUAUCAAAUACGAUAAUUUUGAAAUUGAAGAAUAUCCUCUUUCAGCCCAAGGGUUUGACUGGGAGCUAUGGUGUCGGUAUUUAAACCCUCCAAAGUCGUGGUGGUAUCUAAGAAAUUCAACUGCUCCUAUAAGAAGCCCUGCACUGAUUGGAUGCUUUGUGGUUGAUAGACUGUAUUUUGAAGAAAUUGGCUUGCUUGAUGAAGGCAUGGAGAUCUACGGAGGAGAAAAUGUUGAACUUGGGAUACGGGUUUGGCAGUGUGGAGGCAGUGUCGAGGUUUUACCUUGUUCCAGGAUUGCUCAUAUUGAGAGAGCUCACAAACCAUACACUGAGGAUUUGACUGCUCAUGUUCGAAGAAAUGCUCUUAGGGUGGCAGAAGUCUGGAUGGAUGAAUUUAAAAGUCAUGUCUACAUGGCAUGGAAUAUACCUGCUGAGGAUUCAGGAGUUGAAAUUGGAGAUAUAACUGAGAGGAAGGCCCUCAGAAAGAAGUUGCAAUGCAAGACAUUUAGAUGGUAUCUUGUCAAUGUUUAUCCAGACAUGCGGAUGUAUACAGACAUAAUCGCUUAUGGUGUGUUGCAGAAUUCUCUAAAAAGUGAUUUGUGCCUUGAUCAGGGACCAGACACUGACAAUAUUCCAAUUAUGUACAUCUGCCAUGGAAUGACACCUCAGAAUGUUUACAUAACCAGCAAUCAGCAAAUUCAUGUGGGUGUCUUAAGUCCCACUAUUGAUGAUGACGACAAUAAGUGUCUGGUAGAUGUGAACAGUAAACCAAAACUGAUUGAAUGCAGCUACGCCAAAGCUAAAAGAAUGAAGCUUUAUUGGCAGUUUACUCAGGGAGGUUCAGUUCAGAACAGAAAAUCAAAGCGUUGCCUUGAGCUCCUAGAAAAUGCUGAAAAUGAGUUUGGAUUCCAGCUUGUGCUACAAAAAUGCAGCAGUCAGCACUGGACGAUAACAAAUAUCUUGCGGGAUCACUAGUCCAGUCAAACUGAAUUCGGUUUUACUUACUUGAUCAGUUUGCUACUGUGUAGCAAAUUACAAUUUCGCCUGCUGUAAGUUUCUUUCUGUAUGAGUGUAUGCACUUAUGUCUCAGGUUCUGUGGGUAAAGAAAGAAAUUUUGCUAUUUGAAAUAUAUAAUUUAUGGGGCUUUAGAAAGUUCUAGAAUGACUGGUGAAGGAUGAGUGAUUAUUUUAAACUAUUUUAUAAUUGUAUAUAGGGAAUAAAUACAUAUUUAUAAUUCAGAAAAUAAAGUUUUAUUGACAAAUA
Messenger RNA from Protopterus annectens (West African lungfish), 1893 nucleotides. RefSeq names its product polypeptide N-acetylgalactosaminyltransferase 18. The record is from RefSeq and is a predicted model, not a curated record. Gene Ontology annotation, cellular component: Golgi apparatus. The coding region runs from base 1 to 1605 and encodes 534 amino acids. Lineage: Eukaryota; Metazoa; Chordata; Ceratodontiformes; Protopteridae. The transcript has 11 exons.